UGGGAUUACAGGCGUGAGCCAUGGCACUCGACCAGCUUUAGUGCAUCUUGUGAAGGACCUGGAAUGCUCGACAUUUAGGUGUUUCCAGGGUGUUGGGUGGGGGUGGGGAUGCGGUCCGCUGUCCUGAGUCCCCGGCCCUGACAGUGCCUUUGAGACCCUGCCCACCCCCUUCUGCUUUUCCCCGUCUUUCGGCCAUUCUGUUUUGUUUCUUCUGCUCACUCUGGGGCAUGCCUGGGGAAAAGGAAACCGAAACUUGGCCACCAGAGCAGGCUCGUGCGGCAACGCCCCCUGACGUGUGUGGCUCAGGCUUAUAACAGGGCUGGGUGCUGCCUGCAGGAGCCGGCGGUUGAGAGGCAGCGAACUCAUCUUUGCCAGUACAGGAGCUCGUGCCGCGUCCCACAGCCCACAGCCAUGAGCUGGGACCUGAAGGUGAAGAUGCUGGGGGGCAACGAGUUCCAGGUGUCCCUGAGCAACUCCAUGUCGGUGUCAGAGCUGAAGGCAAAGAUCGCCCAGAAGAUCGGCGUGCCCGCCUUCCAGCAGCGUCUGGCUGUCCACUCGAGCGGCGCUACGCUGCAGGACAGGGUCCCCCUUGCCAACCAGGGCCUGGGCCCCGGCAGCACGGUCCUGCUGGUGGUGGACAAAUGCGACGAACCUCUGAGCAUCCUGGUGAGGAACGACAAGGGCCGCAGCAGCACCUAUGAGGUACAGCUGACGCAGACUGUGGCCCACCUGAAGCAGCAAGUGAGCCGGCAGGAGGGUGUGCAGGACGACCUGUUCUGGCUGACUUUUGAGGGGAAGCCCCUGGAGAAUCACCUCCCACUGGGGGAGUACGGCCUCAAGCCCCUGAGCACCGUGUUCAUGAAUCUGCGCCUGCGGGGAGGCGGCACAGAGCCUGGCGGGCGGAGCUAAGGGCCUCCACCAGCAUUCGAGCAGGAUCAAGGGCUGGAAAUAAAUGUUGUUGUAAAGAGAAA
Molecule: messenger RNA, 971 nt
Organism: Rhinopithecus roxellana (golden snub-nosed monkey)
Lineage: Eukaryota; Metazoa; Chordata; Mammalia; Primates; Cercopithecidae
Gene: ISG15
Product: ISG15 ubiquitin like modifier
Biological process (GO): post-translational protein targeting to endoplasmic reticulum membrane
Molecular function (GO): protein binding
Source: RefSeq, a predicted model, not a curated record